GAUAAGGACAUCAGUGAAGCCUUGAAAGCAGCGGCGGCUAAAGAUGCUCCUCCGACUUACGUCCCUGACAAACGCUUCCUGGGGUCCAUUGCAAAGUUGGCUGGAGACCUUUUGGGAAAAGCAAAGGCGGUCCUACCCGGGCAACUAAAACAAACAAUUGAUACACUGGGUAAGGCAAAGAACAUGGGCCCAGACAUCAUGUCCGACUCUGUCAAACACGAGCAAGAGGUGACCGGAGAGGUUGAAAAAGAGGUGGCAGAAAAAACAAUCGAAAACUUAUUUGGAGGACCAGCUAAUGUAGGUGGUCAGAACGGGAAUCCAAAGAGGGGAGCUCCUCCUCCCGCUAAGGGUGCUGGUCCCGGAGAAAUGAAGGCUGAAAUUGAUUUCAUCGAACAAAAGGGCAUGGUCCAGGAGGACAUGUUUGCUCCGCCAGGAAUGAAAAUGAAGGUGGACGUUGAAAAAUCUCCCAAAAAGCAGAACGAAAGAGACAACCAGUCCCCGCCUCCAGCGUUUUCGUACCCCAUGGGAAUGGGAGGUACUCUGAUGAACGGCUGUUUCGGGACUGGAUACGUACGAGGAGAUCCGUGCUACAAAGCGAAGAGGCCAAUGCCACCAUGUCAGAGCUUAAUGGAGGGAUGUAAUUACAUCGGGGUCGGCUUCGAUGGUCGCGGAGAUUACAGCAGUACAUCCAGAAGGAAAUCAGUCAUUCAGCGGAAAUGUUUAUUGCAGAAGAAGUAUCACAAAGAAGAGGUACCUGACCAAAUGAACGUUCAUGGCAUCUAUGACACAGUGGUCUCCUCACAAGUCUUUGAAUCGAGGUCGUCUUAUCGCCAUUCUCUUCAGAUGAAAGCCGGGGUCUCCUUUUCUGGAUUUGGCUUCCAGGCUGCAGUGAGCGCAGCAUAUGGUUCGUCUGAAAAAUCCGAGAAACAGAUGUUCAUGUCACUGAUGGAGGCUGAAGUUAUCAGGUAUGAAAUCUUCCUUGACGAGAUUACUCCCAGUGAUCUUAGCCUCUCUUUUCUGCGUGAUUUCUUGGCCCUUCCGAAGAAUUUCAUCUUAGGAAAAGCAAAACUACAGGAUUUCAUCAUCCGCUACGGUACCCACUUUAUCAAGUCAGCAAAGUUUGGCGGUGCAUUCCGGCUGUUCAAGACUCAAGAGGCCUCCAAGAGCGAGAGUCUGACUGACUAUUCUGUCUCAGCCCAGAUGAGUUACGCAAAAACGUUCAGUAUGGGAGCUAACUUCGGGAUGAAAGGAUCGGAGGGGAGCUCGUAA
Messenger RNA from Branchiostoma floridae (Florida lancelet), 1269 nucleotides. RefSeq lists its product as uncharacterized. The transcript is spliced from 10 exons. The coding region runs from base 184 to 1269 and encodes 361 amino acids. Lineage: Eukaryota; Metazoa; Chordata; Leptocardii; Amphioxiformes; Branchiostomatidae. The record is from RefSeq and is a predicted model, not a curated record.